UCUUACCGGCUGUUACCCGUUUUAUCUCUCUCUCUACUCUUGACCAUUGUUACUCUUAUUCGCUCCGUUUUCUUACGACCUCACAAGUCACAGCCUCCUCUUUUUCCUCCUUUCUCUCUCCUCCAUUUUUCCUCUCUCUCUUUCUAAAAAUAAAAUUAAAAAAACCACUCCAUUUUUCUCAUUUUCUCCCUCUCAUCAAACACACAAACCAUCACUCCUCCUUCAUCCAAAACCCAGUUUGUUUCUUCAUAUUUUUUGUUCGAAUAAGUUCGUGAUUCGUGUUUCGAACCUGAUUAACGAACAACAGAUGAAAGAUCUGUGGUGAAUACAGCUGAACUACUGAUUUAUUAUCCAAAACUUGAUUUUAUAAUUAUAAUGAGUUCAUCGGAGGUGGCGUCGAUGAAAGCGACAGAGGAAGCAACGAACAAAGCAGGAAAACAACAACAAACACACACCGCCGCCGGCGUAGGUACCGGAAAAGAAAUUUGGGGUGCAGUGGAUCCGGAAACAGCGCUGUAUAAGGAGUUGUGGCAUGCUUGUGCUGGUCCUUUGGUGACAGUGCCUCGUCCUAAUGAGCUUGUUUAUUACUUUCCUCAAGGACAUAUUGAGCAGGUGGAGGCUUCUACUAAUCAAGCUGCUGAUAAGCAAAUGCCUAAUUAUAGUCUUCCAUGGAAGAUCUUGUGUCGCGUAAUCGAUGUGCAAUUGAAGGCUGAACUGGAGACGGAUGAAGUGUAUGCCCAAGUGAUGUUACUUCCAAUACCUGAAGAGAGUGUUAAAGAGAAGGGAACUUCACCUGAUCCACAACCGCACUUUCAUGUUCACUCGUUUUGUAAGACAUUGACUGCGUCAGAUACGAGUACUCACGGUGGGUUCUCGGUGCUUAGGCGACAUGCUGAUGAAUGCCUUCCACCCUUGGAUAUGACUCGACAACCACCUACACAAGAGUUGGUGGCUAAGGAUCUACAUGGAAAUGAUUGGCGUUUCAGGCAUAUUUUCCGAGGUCAACCCAGGAGGCAUCUGCUACAAAGCGGCUGGAGUGUGUUUGUUAGCUCAAAAAGACUUGUGGCUGGUGACGCAUUUAUUUUUCUCAGAGGUGAGAAUGGUGAACUCCGUGUUGGAGUGAGGCGUGCAAUGAGGCAGCAGGGUGUUGUGCCAUCAUCUGUCAUAUCAAGUCACAGUAUGCAUCUUGGAGUCCUAGCAACAGCAUUGCAUGCAAUCAGCUCUGGGACCAUGUUUACCGUAUACUACAAACCUAGGACAAGUCCUGCUCAAUUUAUUGUUCCAUAUGAUCAAUACAUGGAGUCUUUGAAGAAUCAGUACUCCAUAGGGAUGAGAUUUAAGAUGAGAUUUGAAGGGGAAGAGUCUCCAGAGCAAAGGUUUACAGGUACUAUUGUUGGCAUGGAAGACGCCCAUCCCCACAGAUGGCAAGACUCUAAGUGGAGGUGUUUGAAGGUUCGCUGGGAUGAAACUUCCACUAUGCCUCGUCCGGAUAGGGUCUCUCCCUGGCAAACUGAACCUGCUCUUACUCCUCCAACAAUAAACCCCCUUCCAGUGACUAGAGCAAAACGACCUCGUGUAAAUGUGGUUACUCAAUCUUCAGAGUCCUCUGUUCAUACAAGAGAAGGUUUGUCUAAAGUGGCAGCAGACACUUCACCUGUUGGUGGGUAUUCAAGGGUCUUGCAAGGUCAUGAAUAUCCGACCUUGAGACCUAACCUUGUAGACAGCAAUGAUUCUGAAAUUGCAGAGAAACCUAAUGUGUGGCCCAAUUCUAUCGAUGAUGAAAAAGCUGACAAUGUCAAAGCUUCACGGAAAUAUGCGUAUGAAAAUUGGAUAUCAUCCAUGAGGCCUGAACCAGCAUAUGCUGAUCUGCUGUCAACCUUUGGUGUCCAUAAUGAAACAGCUUCUGGAUUUCACUCACCUUAUCAAACUGCAGCUACGUCACCUAUGAAAAAGACUAUAUUAGAUCAAGAUGGCAGAUUUAGCAUGCUCGGAAAUUCCUGGUCUAUGAUGCCUGGUAGUCUUUCGUUAAAUAUGUCAGAAUCAAAUAUGAAAGUUCAUUCACCAAGUAGCAAUGUCUCAUAUCAGGCCCAAGGAAAUGUGAGUUAUGGAGGCUUAAGUGACAUGGCCAUGCUUCGUGGUCAUAGAAUAGAUAAUCACGAUGGAAACUGGCUAAUGCCUCCCCCAGGCCAAUUAUAUUUUGAUAAUCAUGCUCCAACCAGAGAGAUUGCAAUGCAGCCCUCACGGAAUGACCACGAGCCUAUCAAGCAGAAGGAUGGGAACUAUAAAUUAUUUGGCAUUCCCCUCAUUAGCAGCUCUACAACGCAGGACUUUUCUGCCUCGAGCAAACGACAUCUUGACGAGCCUUCAACUCCUCUGACUCCCACGUUGCAUCCUCUGUACAACUGUGAAUCUGAUCGAAGUUCAGAGCAGUCCAAGGGUUCCAAGCAGAUGGACAACUUGCCUGCAUGCAGCGAGCAGGAAAAGAGAAUGCCAAGCUCUCAAUCACUUCCCCGAGAUGCACAAGUGAAAGGACAAGGGCAUUCCUCCAGGAGCUGUACUAAGGUACUAAAGCAGGGGAUUGCCCUUGGCAGGUCCGUUGAUCUCUCAAAGUUUAACAACUAUGAUCAGUUGGUUGAGGAAUUGGAUUGCUUGUUUGAUUUCAAAGGGGAGCUCAAGAACCCUGAGAAGAAUUGGCUAAUUGUCUACACUGAUGAGGAGGGUGAUAUGAUGCUGGUUGGGGAUGAUCCAUGGCAGGAAUUCUGUGGCAUGGUGCGCAAAAUUCUCAUCUACACAAAAGAGGAAGUACAGAAGAUGACGCCGAGGCAAAAUUCCAAAAUUGAUGAGAAUAUGCCAGCUGCUGGCGGUUCAGAUUUAAAAGAAGCAAAACAAUCACUACCUUCAUCAGAAUCUAAUGCUGAAAGCCAUUAGUAGAUGACCUUUAUGGUUUUAGCCUUUCUAGGUGUGUAAUUAGAUUCUUGGAGCUGGCAUCAAUAUAGGAGUAUGUGCGUUCCCUGUGGUCUCAUUGGGACAGAUCUAGGUGUGGCAUUGAGGCCGUCUUCAGGAUGGAAGAUUGAGUAUAGUCCGUCUAUAUUACUCCCAAUUUUGGACGUAUUCUGUAGUCUUUUGGUGUUCCAUAUACAUAAUAUAUAUGUAUACCUUAAUUGCAAAGAGGCAUUAUUAGCCUUGCAGCCUCGAAUCAAUCUUGUAAAUAGCCCUUUUUAUCCCUGACCAGCCUUUUAAUGUAAGUAAGUGCUUGCGUAUCUAAUGCUUUUUUGGUGUUCUAUUAUAUCAUCUUCUCAUCCUUGAAGGCUUCAAUUCUGCCGAUAUAUCUUACUUCCUGGAUUGUCAUGUUGAAUUGGACAUGAACUCUGUAUUGUUCCAGGUUCAGUUCAAUGUAAGAUAGCAGCAGAUGAUUCUGAAUUUCUGAUGGCAGCUGCAUGUAGAUGUUGUAGUGAAAUGCUUGGCAGGAGUAGACUGUAAGUAGGAUCGGUGUUUGCAGCUCACCUGAAAUCAAAUUGUAGGACGAAAAUGCUUGGCUUUGGCCAAUGUAUUAUGCUAAUAAUUCUUUCUUUGCCCUGUCAAAAAUUCCGGCACUAAGGAACUGGAAGAGCAUUUAAUGUUAAAUUAGGUCACUGGAUUUUUAUGUACUUCGUAUAUUGUGUUAUUUAAGUUCAUGAGAGAUAGAUGCUGAUUUUA
Messenger RNA from Chenopodium quinoa (quinoa), 3696 nucleotides. Its product is annotated as auxin response factor 2B-like. Lineage: Eukaryota; Viridiplantae; Streptophyta; Magnoliopsida; Caryophyllales; Amaranthaceae. Bases 376 to 2928 code for a protein of 850 amino acids. Gene Ontology annotation, biological process: response to hormone; regulation of DNA-templated transcription. Gene Ontology annotation, cellular component: nucleus. Gene Ontology annotation, molecular function: protein binding; DNA binding. The transcript is spliced from 15 exons. The record is from RefSeq and is a predicted model, not a curated record.